UCCCAGACUUUUGGUUAAAAAUAUAUGACUAAGCUCGAGAGGACGUACUGAAAGUCGUUUUUGGAGGUUUUAAGGCGAUUUGAAAAAAAGAAAGUCUGUAUUUCCUUCCUUGUUCCCCCCUUGAAGACGUGCCGGUUUGGACUCUACCGAUUUACCGCAAUAAGGUGGGCUUGCCCAGAGUUUGAAUUGACAAACGAGAAUCAUCCCGAAAGUACUUUUCGUGAGAGAUAAAGGCUUUAUAUCCCCAGUCGGGUGCUAGUUUCUUUUCAUUUAAACAGAAAGGAUGUAUCGAAACUUUGGGAAUCAAGGGAGAGGCAACCCGGCGUACACAGGUAGCUCUUCUGGGUCAAACACCAGCAACACAACUACACAGCAGGAUCAGAAGUAUACAAUGGCUGGCAGCAGUCAAUUUGUACCAAGCCUCAAUGCCAUCACAACCAACCAGGACCUCCAGUGGUUGGUUCAGCCCUCUCUGAUGCAUCCGCCGGGCCCUUCAAGAUCUCCAGUUCCUCCCUACCCAUCCCUCUCAGGGGCACGGCCUCUGGCUCCACCACCUUCCCAUUUUCUCCGACCAGGGGUCAUAAGAGCUGCUGCAGACCCUACUGCUUCCACAAGACGCAGGAACGACGAGCAUCUAUCCCAUGAGGAGUUGGAGAGACGUAGAAUAAGAAGGGAGCGGAAUAAGCUGGCAGCAGCAAAAUGUCGCAAUCGCCGUCGGGAGCUAACAGACACACUGCAAAAUGAGACUGACAUACUGGAAGAUGAAAAGUCAAAGUUGAAGAAGGAAAUAGCAGAUUUACAAAAGGAGAAGGAUAAGCUUGAGCUGGUCCUGGAGGCUCACCGUCCUAUUUGUAAAAUAGAGGAAUCAGAUUCGGAUUCUGACCCAAAUACAUCUAUUUCAUCUUUGCGAGGCGUCAAACUGGAGCCACAUGACUUUAGCAGACCUGGACCCUCAACCAAACAGCCGAAAAAAGUGGAGAAGCCUAAACCGAAGAUAACCAUCCCCACCAAACGUGAAACAUCGGCUGCCUCAUCUGCUGCCUCUGAAUCAGAGUCUCUCCACACCCCGGUUCUCGCAUCCACUCCAUCCCUUACCCCCUUCACAGCUGGUAUGAUUUUCACAUACCCCUCUGCCUCAUUAGACACCAGCGCCUCCACCACGUCCCAUGCUUCAUCCCAUCAAGGAAACAUCCACCACUCUCAGGUCCCACAGACCUGUGGGAUAGCCCACCGCCGCAGCAGCAGUAGUGGAGACCAAUCGGAUCACUCCCUGCACUCCCCGACCAUCCUCACGCUGUGAUCAGAGCCCGCAUCAUCCUGACACAACACUAAUGUGUGAGAGAAAGGAUCUCUGGGUGUGAAAUGAAAACAAUGAUUGUGUCAAGCAUUUCAAAAUUAGCUGUUAUUUCAGAAAGUAAAUCUUUACUUGGAUAAUAUGCCAAUUAGUGGCCCUAUUUGGAUGAAAAUGUUACAAUUUUUUUCAUAUUGACAAAAGACAAAAAAUAUUGAGUCUUUUACCUUUCACUUUAAAAGCUAUUACGUAGAAUGAACAUGUUUGAAGUUUAUUAGCAAAGCAUUGCAUGCAGAUUUAAUAAUACAAGCUUUCUAUAAGUAACUAUAACUCAAACUAUGAAUAUAAUAAUUGUGAUAUUACAGUAAAAUGGCAAAUUUAACAUUGUUACAUUAUGUUAUGUAACACUUUGUAAACGUCCUCGAGUACUUAUAAACAAAGUUCCUUAUUUUUGUACAAGUCCUCUAAUAAAUCAUAAAAUUGUCUAUGCAAACGAUUGACCACUAAGGCUGGGCCAUAGGAGUUAUUAUAGAUUUUAUAAUCACGUAUUUAUAUUUCCAGAGUGUAAUAUAUGUCUAUAUUUUUUUGUUUUCUCUGAUCUGUUUUGUCGGGCAGUGCCUUACUUUUAUCUUUUGUCAAAGUAGUGAUACUGCACAGACAAUAAAGAGCUAGCAUGUGUAA
This is a messenger RNA of Eleginops maclovinus (Patagonian blennie), 1972 nucleotides long. RefSeq names its product FOS like 1, AP-1 transcription factor subunit a (gene fosl1a). Gene Ontology annotation, molecular function: DNA-binding transcription factor activity, RNA polymerase II-specific; RNA polymerase II cis-regulatory region sequence-specific DNA binding. Lineage: Eukaryota; Metazoa; Chordata; Actinopteri; Perciformes; Eleginopidae. Gene Ontology annotation, cellular component: nucleus. The record is from RefSeq and is a predicted model, not a curated record. The transcript has 4 exons. Bases 284 to 1300 code for a protein of 338 amino acids. Gene Ontology annotation, biological process: regulation of transcription by RNA polymerase II.